UCCGCUGAUAUCAGAUUUGCUGUUUUGACAUCCAGAGACUCCACAUUGAGCUUGGUUACAUCUUCAAUUUCUGCGCAUUGAUUCGCCAGAAAAACACGAGUUGUUCAGCCUCCGAGCCAAUCAGCAAGGGUUGAGAGGGCUUUGUCCCGCCUCCUGUGCUCCGAUUGGAGGAACAUUUUCACUGUCCUUAUGUUCUCGGAAAUUUGAACACACGCGGAAGGGAAACGAGACGAAGUACGUGUAUUUGCUUAUUUGGAAACAUGUUAAAAAAAAUAACAGAGUAGCAAGACAGAGCUCAGCAACAAGCAAGAACAAGAUGGCAAAAUGAUGGUGAACAGUUGUGCAUGAAAUAAGUGAUACAUUUAGCCCUGCAGUACACAAGCCAUAUUUUCCCUUUUUACACUUCUCUCAUAUUUGGUUCAGCACCUGCUCCAAGUUCAGAUUGGAUGUGCAUGCAUACUUUCUCCUCUGCAAUUUAAUGUGCGACACGCCAAACGCGCACAGCCCCCACCUGCCUGUUAUGAGACUGCAGAGUAGAAAUUAUUUUAAAUCACAUGACCUAAAGGAAACCGAAAGGAUGCGCGAACAAUAAAAGCUGCAUUGCCUCAAACGAUAAACAUCAUUGUAACACUAAAACGGGCGCCGACAACUACUGGACACUCCCAGAAGCACUACUUGAGGUAAACCAUCACCAUCACAACAAACGCUAAGCCAUGGGAGGUGAUUGGUCCAACUCUCAACCCUGCCCACCUUCUCCUCCUACUUUUCCUGAGGAAUGGAGGAAAAUACCAUGGGGCCACCCAAACACUGACCUGCAGUUUGUGAUGGAUUAUCAGCCUCAUAAUAAUGAUGUCCAGCAACUCAGAAUUCUGGUUUAUGGACCCAUUGGUGCCGGCAAGUCCAGCUUCAUCAACUCUGUUGACAGUGUUUUGAAAGGCAGAAUCUGUGGUCGAGCUUUUCCAUAUGACAUGACUGGACAUAGCUUCACCCAAAAGUACCAAACUUACAAAAUCCAAAGAGGAGGACCAGAGAUGCUUUACCCUUUUUCCUUCACUGACAUCAUGGGCCUUGAGAGGGGAAACGAUAGAGGAAUUUGUGUGGAGGACAUCAAACUGGCCAUGAUGGGACACAUAAACGAUGGAUACACUGUACAGUCACUCAAUUCAUAAAAUUCUGUUGGAUAAAUUUCAGUAAUGCAAUCCAGCAUUGUGAUCUGUUUCACACUAACAAAUUUAUUUUAUGAAAAGACAUAGAAACUAUUUAUAUGCCAAAGGCAUAAUUUAAUUUAAUUUUACAUUGUUUUCCAGUU
This is a messenger RNA of Plectropomus leopardus (leopard coralgrouper), 1309 nucleotides long. The record is from RefSeq and is a predicted model, not a curated record. Lineage: Eukaryota; Metazoa; Chordata; Actinopteri; Perciformes; Serranidae.